Petromyzon marinus (sea lamprey) is the source of this 8570-nucleotide messenger RNA. The record is from RefSeq and is a predicted model, not a curated record. Lineage: Eukaryota; Metazoa; Chordata; Hyperoartia; Petromyzontiformes; Petromyzontidae.
AGCCGGAAUAUUUAUUUAUUUACUGCAAGGAUGCGAAGGAUCUCUCUGCGUGUGUGUGUGGCUUUCACUGAAUCCGUCUCUCCCGAUGCCUCGCGUGCUGGAGGCUGAACCCUGCCGUGCCGGCUGCGUGCGCGUGCACACGCAGCGCGCUCCCCGCACAGCGGUGCUGCCCAUGAACACCACCACCACCACACUUGUGGUUGCUGCUCCAGUCCUGUUGAUUUUUUUCGUAAUUUUGAUCGUUCAUUUUACCCUGCCCGUGCGUCUAUUCCGGUCACACUUUUAGUCUGUUGCAUUGCCACGGCGGACUGUGUGGAAACAUUUAGUGGCAACCUCGAGACAUUCAGAACCGAACCGAACAUAUUUCACCAUCCCGGAAUCCGCCUGGCCUCCACUGGAGAGACAAGUUCCCGGAGCGUGGGCGUUCGUUCAUGAGCAGCGUUCGUCUGACGGCGCAACCCUCCCCGGGCCAUGGAAGCUAUCCCAGAGUCACCGCUCCUAAGCCGAGGUCUCCAGACGCUCCAGAAACGACCAGGAGUGGCUAAAAGCCCCCGAGCUCCCACGUCGCCCUCCCCGAGAGCAUCGCCUUCACAGCCAAUGCAACCGCUCGCUCAAGCAUCGCCAACGCAAGCGGUCAAACUGGCACUAAAGCAGCCGGUCUUAGGACCGUUGACACCACCGCCGCUAGCACAAUUGCCUCCGACGCCGACGGCUGAGCAUUCAGUGGCAGCACCGCCAAUUGUGCCGAACAAGCUACUGCCGUCGCUGUGGUGGCCGUUGCGUCAACUAAUGCCGGCAUCAAUGCCGACAGCGCCAAGGUCAUUUUCAAGUAAACCGACUCUGCAAAUACCGUCGCCGCCGCUCCCCCAAAAGCUGUCAAUGUCCUCGGCUUCCGAGCCUUCACCGCCUGUUUCGGCUACGCCGGCAACGACGACAACAGCGCUAUCCGCGGCGGCCGCAGCAGCAUCGACAGCGUCAUCUUACGCAACUCCAGCGGGCAAGGGCGAGGCAUCACCACCGCCGCCAGCGGCCCUGUCGGAGUCAAAACAACGGCCGUCACCUUCGUUGGUGCCGGCGCUUCCGCCGCCGCCAGCCUCUCCGGCGCGGUCCCCGCUGCGGCUCCCCGUUCUGUCGGCACGCUCGCCGCCCGCGGGCCGCCCCCCAAAGCCGCAGAUGUCCGCGGCCCGGCCACCCCCCCGAGGCCGCGCGGUGCUGCUGUUGGCACUGCCAGCGCUGCUGGCGCUGAUCGACCGGCGGCAGCUGGGCCCGUCGCCGUGCUCGGCGAGCGGCGCCGACGCGCAGCUGCACUACCGCGUCAACUACCGCCUGCGCGAGGAGAGCCCGCCUGGGACGUUCGUGGGCGCGGCGGGCUCCGACUCGGGCCUGUCGCGCGUCUCCAGCGGCCUCGACUACCGCAUCAUCUCGGCCGGGCCCGGGGAGCGGCGCGGCCGUCCGGACGGGGACGCGGGCGAAGGCGGCGGCGGCACCCUCUUCCGCGCCGACGCCAGGACGGGCGACAUCUACACGGGGGCGGCGCGCCUCGACCGGGAACUCGUCUGCGGCCGGGACGCCGGGCGACGGCGUCUGGGCCGGGACGUUGGCCCCGGCGUGCCCGGCCUGAGCGCGGACCGCUUGAGUGAGCGCGAGGACCGGGGGGAGCCGAGGAGGUCGAGCGGAGGGGGGGCAGAGGGCGCGGGCAGCCCGGCCGGAUCGCGGGCCAGGCGGGACGUCGGCGAUGGGAUCCGGGAGCUCGGCUGCCCGACGGGCGAGCGGCAUUCGUUCCGUGCCGAGGGCGCCGUCGACAAGCGCUCUGUGAGGGACGCUCGCGAGCGCACGGACGUCGCAGGAGACCGAAGUGACGGUGCUGCCAGGGACUCGGAAUGGGACGAUUUUAACGAUGACGUUAAACAACACAACACCGUCGGCCGCAAUAAAGGGAGACGUUCCGGAUACGACGUCCUCGGCAGCGAUGGGUUUAAUAACCGUCGUACGGGGGACGAGAGGGCAAGAUGUCACGGUGAUGCCGAUGGUGCUGGGCAGCAGGUUCUCAACAAAGCCCACCCUGGGCCUUUCGUAAACAACCUCAACAGACACCGCCUUGGCCGUGACGACAAUCGCCAGGCCGGAGGGCGUGCGAGCCACAGCGGCGACAAUGUGGCGCACUGGCCGGCCUGGAGAGACGGCGGCGGUGGCAAUCGCAGAGCCAGGAACGUAACCCGCGGCUACGACAACCGGGCGCCCAUCAACCGCGCGGGCCGCAGCGCGCACGGCAAGGUGCGAGUCGGUCGUCAACUGGCAGCCUACGGGCACGACGACUACGACGACGCCGGUGACGGCACGAGCGACAAGGACGACGACGACGACAGCAGCUGCUUCUUCGACCUGCAGAUCGUCGCCACGCCCGAGCAGCCGGACCCCUUCUUCGCGCUCCUCGAAGCGCGCAUCUUCAUCAUCGACGUCAAUGACAAUUCCCCGACGUUCUACGAUGAGGACUCGUCGUCCACGCUGCUGCGCGACGCCAUCUUCUCGCUCGCCGUGCCGGAGAACUCUCCCGCGGGCCUCAGCCUGGCGCUGCCCCGGGCCUGGGACCCCGACGCCGGCUCCAACGGCGCCGUGAGCUACAGCCUCGACUUUGACGACGGCGACGGCGGCGGCGUCGGCGGCGGCAGCAGCGGCGGCGCCACCAACGACGACGAGCUGGCGCCCGCGAAGGUGUUCGAGCUCCGGGUCGGACAAGAGGACGGAGGAGGAGGCGGCGGCGCCAUGACAAGUGGCCCCCCGUACCUGGUGGUGCGCACUCCCCCGGACCGCGAGCGGCGCGACCGCUACUCCCUGUGGCUGCACGCGCGCGACGGAGGGACGCCCCCCCACGAGGCGGCCACGCGCGUGCACGUGCGCGUCACCGACGAGAACGACAACGCCCCCCGCUUCACGCAGAGCCAGAUGACGGUUGAGAUCCCGGAGAACUCGCCGGUGGGGACGCCGGUGGUGCGUGUGCAGGCCAGCGACCCCGACGAGGGCGAGAACGGAAAGGUCCAGUACCGCCUCGCAUCCUGGUCGUCCUCCUCGUCAUCGUCCCAGCCAAUACCUCCGAUGUCGUCAUCGCUGCUGUCUCUCGCAUCAUCGUCCUCGUUGACGCCUUCGUCCUCCUCCUCCUCGUCGCCGCCGUCGUCGGCCAAGCCUCGUCGACGGCCAGACACGGCUCUGUUCUGGCUGGAUUCGUCAUCGGGCCUCGUCGUCGUGUGGGGCCUGCUGGACCGCGAGGAGGCGGACGUCCACCGCUUGGUCAUCGUGGCGACGGACUGUGCGCCUUCGCGACCGGCGAGCGCCACGGCCACGCUCACCAUCGUCGUGGGUGACGAGAAUGACACGCCGCCCGAGAUCGAGCUGCGCAUCAUCGCCCGUACCGAGGGGGACGCCGUGACGGCCGAUGACACGGACGACGACGACGACGGCGGCGACGGCGAGGUGAGAGGAACGGCUUCGGCGGCGACGGUCGUCGUCUCGGAAGCGUCCCCUCCGGGCUUCCCCAUCGCGCUCAUCUCGGUGUCGGACCGCGACUCGGGCAGCGGCGGCGUUGUCUCGCUGUCCAUCUCCCUCGACGGUGACGAGGAGAGCGCCGGCAAGGACGAGGAGGAUGAGGCCGGCGCUGCCGCCGACCUGCCGUUCCGCGUCCGGCGCCUUCCACCAUCGCCCGACCGCUACCUGCUAGAGACGGGCGUGGGGCUGGACAGGGAACGGCGCGAGAGGCACGUCGUGCGCGUCGUGGCCAAGGACUCGGGCGUGCCACGCCUUUCCAGCACGGCCGUCGUGUUCGUGCGUGUCGCGGACGCCAACGACAACCCGCCCACGUUCCCACGCCGCGUCUACGAGGCCGCCGUCGCGGAGAACGGCCCGCCGGGCCUGCGCGUCGCCUCGGUGAUGGCGACGGACGCCGACGUGGGCAAGAACGGCGCCGUCGUCUAUUCCAUCGAAAGGGUGACCGCCCUGAGGAUAAGCGCCGGAGGGGCCGACGCGGCCGGAGGCGGCGACGCGGCCGCCUCCUGGGCCGCCGACGUCGCCGGCACCGCGCGGCCCCCCGCCGUUGUACGGCCCUCGUCGUCGGCCUUCCGCAUCGAGCUCACGACGGGCCUGGUGACCGCCUCGCAGAGCCUUGACCGGGAGGACGCCCCCGGCGGCUACGCUCUCGCCGUGGUGGCGAGCGACCGGGGCAUCCCGCCGCUCUCGGCGACGGCCACCGUGAUCGUGCGCAUCCUCGACCGCAACGACAACGCGCCGCAGUUCGAGCUGCCCGAUUUCCACUUCUACGUCCGCGAGAAUCAACCGGCCGGCAACAUCAUCGGCCGCGUGUCGGCGUGGGACCCCGACGAGGGUGACAACGGGAAGCUGGAGUACGCGAUAACCGUCGUGAACGGGGAGGAGUUCGACAAGAACGACGCCAAGCAUCGCGCGGAGGUCUGGGACCAGGACCCGAACCGGCACGCGGCCGACGACGGGGAAUCGACGUCGUUGUCUUCGCUGUCCUCCUCGUCGUCGCAGCAGCCUUUGUUUAGCAUCGAUCCCGACACGGGGGUGAUCCGGGCCGGGUUCUCCUUCGACCGCGAGAAGCAGCACUUCUACACGCUGGAGGUGCGCGCGCGCGACCUCGACCAGACCCCCACGUCGCGCCUCAGCUCCUCGGCCCGCGUCUUCAUCCACGUGGUGGACGAGGACGACAACGCCCCCGAGUUCCUCGCGCCCAAGACCAACUCGACGUUCGUGUUCGUCGAGACGACAGGGGGCGCCGUGCCGGGCACCACCGUCUACCCUGUGUCGGCCAUCGACCCGGACUCCCUGCCGCCCGUGCCUCGGCGCGACGACGUGGCGGCCGCGGUCGUGGCCGCGGCGGACGAGACCAAGUCGGCGGCGUCGUCCUCGGCGACGUCCACCGCCAAAUCCCCGAUGGCGCCGAUGCAGUACUCCAUCGAUGGCGGGAACCCGCGGGGCCUCUUUGCCAUCGACGCGCGCACGGGCCUUGUGACAGUGCGGGAGGCGCUGACGGACGAGCACGCGGGCCUGCACCGCCUGGUGCUGUGCGCCCGCGACACGCGGCACCGGGCCAUCGCGCUGUUGCACGUGUUCGCCAACGCGACGCUGGACGACGUGACGGCCGUCAACCGCCUCAUCACGCGCAGCCUCGCCACGCCGCUCUCCAAGAACGUGUCCGGCCUCGGCGGGCCGUCGGGCUUCGACGAAGACGGCGACGACGACGGCAAGCAGAGCAGGCUGCUUCUCGUGGCCGCCGCCCUCGCCCUGGCGGCCGUGCUGGCCGUGGUGGCCCUGCUGGCGCUGCUGGUCGCCCUCGCGCACCACUGGUGCCGCUGCUGCUACAUCUGCCGCUGCUGCUGCCGCUACAAGAAGGAGCACCGCGGCAAGCGCAAGUUUUUCGGCGGCGGCGGCGGCGUCGGGGGCGGCGGCGGGCUGGCGCAGGCGGCCGUGGAUUGGCCCAUCUCCAAUGACGACAAGAGCGCCGGCCACGCGGGCAGGCGGGACAAGGGCGAACGCGGGAUCACGGUAGCCUGCACCAUCCUGGGCCACGAGGGGGCGAGGGACAAGCAAGCGUCGCUCGCAGGUGAGACGGUAGCGGUGGAGCCGCGCGGUUUGUUGCAAAUAAGCGCUGCGGAACAAAAGUGAUUGCCCCAAAAAUGCUCGCGUUGUUAAAAGCAAGACACGCUAUACAGUCGUUAGUUCUGUAAUUUUAAAUGUAACCUUUGGCAUAAUCCUCGCUCUUAACUAUAGCCUUAAUGUUAACCAAAUUUGACACUGAACAGAAACUUUGCUUUACCCACAGCUCUUCCAUUCACCCGUAACUACUGCACGCUGCACGCAGCAGCCCCAAGGUUGUGGCCUAGUCUAGGCUUUACAUCGCUCCCCAUAAAAGUGACGUUUGUAAGAAAAUGUGAUCAUGGUGGCUGCGAUCACAAAUAUGGAGCGAUGUGUGCGUUACAUGAUAGCACGGUGAUUAAAGCCCACGUUUGCAAUAAAAAUAGGAUGCCAAUCGAUUUCAGUUUUGACAUUAAACAAAUAGGGCACGGUUUGCAUAUACGUUAACGCUUGAGGAAUAUAUUAUAAUAGCUUGUUUAGAUCUAUUAAUGCUUUGAUGUUCGCAUUGUCUUUGUGCUAUUUGCCUUUUGGCGUUCUCUGGUCUAACACUGAUGAGGCAAGGUCUCUGGUGUAGGCCAAUCAGUAUCAAAGAAUGUUGUUUCCAUGUUUUACCAUGGAAACAACAGCAUGUGUGGUGAAUGUAAAUUUGAUGCCUUGUGAUAGGUGUCUACUUGGUAUUUGAACAUCUUAAGGAUAAAGCCUAUUCCUUUUUCGUUUCCAUCAGCUUAAGAAUAUGCCACACUAUUGCUCUAAGGAGUAAGGUUCUAUAGGACUUAAGUGUCCAUAAAUGUUGCAUUGAAGUACAUUAUUUAAACAUUGUAAAUGAGCACCAGCAUUUCCUUUGCAAUGGCCUUGCUCUUAUUUUUCACACGCACAACAAAAACUGUGGCUAUGCAAUAAUUGAUUUGCCUAAGUGCCUUCAGCAGCAGUCCAUGUGAUCCACAGAAGCACAGAAUACAUUGUUCAAGAUACAUGAUGUACAUUAGCUUUUACGACCAUGAAGCCCUUCUGUCAUACCCAGGUGAAUUGUUCUUGCAAGCAGCCAGCGGUUUUGUUUUGCUGUACCAAUGGUGAAUAGAAACUAUUGGGUAAAAUGUUAAACAGUCCAACACUGAGACGUUAUUAUCAUAUAACUUCUCAUUCAAUUCCCUUCACGGAGACACAGAAAAAGUUCAGUUAUACAAUACGUCAACGUUUAAAAUUAUUAUUGCAUCCAUAAACCCGCCACCACCCGAUACAGCUGAUUCGUCAGGUGUCUUUGGGUGCUGGCGGGUUAUAACGACACAUUUAUAUUUACACGAUCAAUGUAUAACAUUUGUCGCGAAAACCUAAGUGUUAAACAUUAGUAUUGCAUCUCACGAGAAUUGCUGAGUGCACAUGUUAAUGCUACCACAUUUCUUGGAGGCUCAACUGGGAUACGUGGGGACACGUGGGGAGAGCUAGCAGCCCCUCCUCCUACUGCAGUCCCGCCCACAUGUGCAUAACCACGCCCACUCACUAACUAGCCCGGCCCACACAGUGAGUGGCCUCCCUCUCUGCUCAUGGCCCUGCCCUACUGCUGAAGGCUCUGCCCUGCUGCUCAUGGCCCUGCCGCUCUUGGCCCUGCCCUGCUGCUCAUGGCCCUGCCCUGCUGUUCAAGGCCCAACCGACUCACUUUACAGCCCCUCCACCCCCGCCAUUUGCUCGAUCAUGAACUCAGACACUGUAUAUUACAACUGGAACAAAAUCCAAAUGUUCACAAAAUCUUUGGGACACCAGCCUCUCUGAAACUGGGGACUGUUCUGGCCAAACGGGAACUUUUGGUAGCACGAGUAAAGGUAUAGUACAGUACUGUCCUCAUGGAUCCUAGUGAAUUAGAAAGAAGCUAAAAAAAAACGUCAAGAUGGCUCUCUAUAGAUAAUAUAACGUCUGCUUUUAAUAGUGUACUUUUAAUUGUUAAGCUUGUAUCAUAACCUCCAAAGUAAACCUUUACACUUUCCCUAAAAUGUAAUUGAAGAAGACGAUUCCAUUAUCUCCAAAAACAUACGGGACCGAAAGACUGCGGGUUAAACAACGUGGGGCCUAUACGUACAGCGCUUCAUCAUAAUAAUACGGGCAUAAUAAUUGUUUACUAUAAAUGGUUAAUUCACUAAUGUAUUAAAUCAAAUGUUGGUAUGGAAAUUAAGUCAGCCUGAGUCUCUGGACAGUAUUUUAUUUUAAAUAUCUUACGUUUAAGAUCGGUAUCUACAAACAGUGUACUUUACAUGUUGAUUUUUUCAGCCAGCAUUUUAAUGCUAUCCUGCUACGGGCUAAUGUGUGCGAUGUUAAUCAUUGGCACAGAUAAAUUAGAAUAAAAUCCAAACACAUUAAUUGCGAAUCAAUUAACUUGUAAUGUUUAAUAUCUAGUUUAAUAAACCUGGUCGCAAGGUCCCGUGAUGGUCCCAUUUGCUAGAACCGAACGGCUCCUGCGGACGCCGAGAGCUUUGCAACGGCAUUGUGACGUCACGACGUAUCCGCUCGGCCAAUGAGGGCGCGCGGUGCGUCGGCCAACCGAGAGUUUGCAGGAUGCUACCGGCGCCCGCGAUUGGCUGGUAUACAGAGGGUCGUGGAUUCGACGCCUGUAUAUUUGGAGUUUGUGUGGAUUUUUCUCCAGGUCCUUCGGUUUUUCCCUCCACAUUUAGAAUCACAGUGCUUUUAGAGUAUUUGGCUGCUAUAAAUUUCCACGUGAUAAGCCACUUCAUUGAGCGAUCAUUUGUGGCCACGUCGCUUCUAAACAAAGAGCUGUGUAGCUCAGUGGGCCUCACCGGGUAAAAUAAAAACAAUAUAAAAGCACCCUGGACCGCUAUGGAGUGUUCUGACCAAUAAACGCACCGGUAUUUAAGAAGCUGGGUCAGGUGACACGGUUAUUCUGACUUCCUCGAACUUACCCUGAAGAUUAUUUAUGCCGU